Endocarpon pusillum Z07020 is the source of this 402-nucleotide messenger RNA. RefSeq lists its product as uncharacterized. The coding region runs from base 1 to 402 and encodes 133 amino acids. Lineage: Eukaryota; Fungi; Ascomycota; Eurotiomycetes; Verrucariales; Verrucariaceae. Gene Ontology annotation, molecular function: hydroxyisourate hydrolase activity. The record is from RefSeq and is a predicted model, not a curated record. The transcript has a single exon. Gene Ontology annotation, biological process: purine nucleobase metabolic process.
AUGGCUUCCUCACCCAUUACCUGUCAUGUUCUCGAUACAGUCUCCGGCACACCGGCCUCAAACCUUAACGUCCUGCUCACUCUCCUUGCCCCAAGGCUUUCUUCCCAAGAAGUACCGGCCUCGGGCGUCGGCUUUCACGCGGUAACUAACGAGGACGGUCGGGUCAAAGAGUGGAUCCCAAACACCAAGUUUGCGGUGCAAGACGUGUUAGAUCAAUUUGAUCAUGGUGAUAAGUCCACAUGGAGCCUCAAGUUUGACGUUGGGAAAUGGUACGAGGAAAGGAAGAUUAAUUGUUUCUGGCCCGAGAUUGAGGUUAAAUUCUUCGUUGAGAAGGGAACAAGACAUUACCAUGUGCCGGUACUCGUUGGGCCAUGGACAUACACGACGUAUCGGGGAUCGUGA